Messenger RNA from Teleopsis dalmanni, 935 nucleotides. RefSeq lists its product as uncharacterized. The record is from RefSeq and is a predicted model, not a curated record. The transcript has 4 exons. Lineage: Eukaryota; Metazoa; Arthropoda; Insecta; Diptera; Diopsidae. The coding region runs from base 106 to 777 and encodes 223 amino acids.
UAUCGUAAAAAUCUAAAAUAAAUUAUCAUUUUUAAUUUCAAAAACGAACAGAAUAAAUUUCAGACUUAUGUCGUACAUUUACUUUGGAACACAAUAUUUCGAAAAAUGAAGUUAAAUAAAUUUGGUAUCCGUACGAAACGCCAAAAGAGAAAGCCAUCUAAGGGAGUAACUACCAAAGGUAAUAAAGUACGACAACAAAAAGCACGUGAACUAUCUGAAGAAUUACCUUCCACAUCCAGGGGUGCUGUAUCGAAACAACUUAGGUCUCGUGAGUUUAACUUACUUAUACGUUGCGCUAAUCAACAAUUCAAGGAGAUUUUUAAACAAUACACUAACAACAAGAAACACUUUGAAGAAGAGGCCGCAAUCAUAUUUAAUGAUGAAGUUUCAUUAAAUUCAAUGCCUUUGCAUUUAGAAAACAAUAUCGAAGAGUUGAAUAAGAUUCGUGCGAUUGUCGGCAUUCCUUUAUAUAGUUUGAGUGUAAUGGAAGAAAAUGAAACAGAAGAUGAGUUAUCUGAGGAUCUUUACGCAAGUGAUGAGAAUACUGUAACGGACAUCGAAUCGGAACAGUCGGUUGUAUCAGAAGAGUCAGUCGAAUUAGAACAGGAACAGAUAGUUAAACCAAAACUGCCUAUUGAAUCAGUACACACAGUUAAUCCAAAACGGGCGGAAGAUAUAGAACAUGUACUCGAGGUGGAAGUAUCUAAAAAGAGAUACUUUGUCAUUCGUAAACAUAGGAAAAAAGUUGGUGCAAUUAAAAAAUUUUUCAAAAUUUAAAUUAAAUUGAAAUGCAAGUACGACCAUUCUGAGAGUGUGGAUGAAAAUGAUGCCAGUAUAUUUUAUAACCAAAUCUUUUCUUGUAGUUUUUAUUGUUUCUUUUUUUAUCAUGUGUAUUAUAUUUCAAAAUUGAUAAUAUAUAUUUCUUGAUACGACUA